UACGGCUGGGGAGAGGCUGGCAGCUCUCUCUAGUCAGGCCGCAUCAGUGGGUGACAGCAGUGCGAUACAGCCCAGCUUCUUGGCUUGUGCGACGUGUCUGUCCCUGUUGUAUAUUUACAUGCUGUGUGACAUGCAGCGGUGCCAUAGCAGGGGAUACCAGCUUCUUUAGCAAAUAAGGGUGCUCAGUGGUGCCGGCCAGGGAAACCUUCUGCUGUUCAGUUGCUGUGGGACUACAGGUCCCAUCAUUCCCUGAUAUGAGAGGCUUGCUUGCCCUUGUAGUUGUUUGAUAGAGCUUAUGCAGGGAGACGCCCCCAUUUUGGACAGAAUGUCUCUUCAUGCUAAGUGCAGUGUCCCCACUCUUGUAUUGUAUGCUGUUGUGUGUUAGACUAGUUCCCACCAUGUAGCUUUCUUUAAAUAACAGGCCAUGUUCCAAAUCUGGUGGCUGUGUAUUUAAGGUUUUGAGUGGUUGCCAACCCUCACAGGGACUGGCUGCAGGAAUUCUGAAGGAGUAGUUUAAAUCAUCAAAAAGAUGCCCAUCCCUCCACCUCCACCACCCCCACCAGGACCUCCUCCACCUCCGACCUUCACCCAGGCUAAUACUGAGCCCCCUAAACUGAACCGCGAUGAGCAGAGGGGCCGAGGGGCACUUCUCAAUGACAUCUGUAAGGGAGCAAGGCUGAAGAAGACCACAGUGAUGAAUGACAGGAGUGCCCCUGUGUUGGAAAAGCCAAAAGGUGCAGGAGGUGGUCCUAGUUUUGGGCCCUCCAGUGGGUCGUCAUUGCAGCCCAAAGGAGGCCUCUUCCAGGGUGGUGUACCUAAAUUGCGACCAGUGGGGACUAAGGAUAGCCCAGAAGGUCCAGCUGGACGCUCUCCCCUUCAGGGUUCUUCAACACGAUCAGCUGCUCCCCGUCCCCCAGUAUCGGGGGGAAGGCCCCUUGAUGAUUCAGACAGCAGCAGCAACCGCUCCUCUCCUGAUAUUGGGCGAUCACACCGACCAUCCCUGCCAGACCUAACUCGGCCCCCCAGUGCCACUAGUCCUGGAAUGAAGCACAGUUCCUCUGCACCUCCCCCACCACCACCUGGCAGGCGCCAUGCUGGAGCUGCUCCUCCUCCCUCCCAGAACACAAAGCCCUAUAAUAGGGAGAAACCCCUACCACCAACCCCAGGGCACCGUGCCCCUGCUGCUCCUCCAGUAAAGCCCCCUCCCUCUCCUAUCAGCAUGAGAAUCCCUAAUUCUCAGGGACAGCCUCCUCCCCCGCCACCUUACAGGCAGCCCCCAGCUUCUGUAAAUGGACCACCUAGUCCCAUUAAUGAGCUCGCACCAGAACUACCGCAGCGGCACAACUCGCUCCAUCGUAAGCAAACUGCACCAGUACGAGGGUUAGCUCCCCCGCCACCACCUUCUGCUAAUCUUUCUCCAGGUGGCAACAGACCACCACCACCUGCCAGAGAUCCCCCUGGUAGAGGAGCAGCUCCUCCACCACCACCUCCCAUAGUGCGUAAUGGGGGCCGUGAUGCACCACCUCCACCACCUCCUCCAUACAGAGUUCAUGGUGGAAGUGAAACUUCACAAAACAGGGCCAAGCCACCUCCUCCUCCUUCUCGAACUCCCUGUGGACCUCCUCCACCUCCUCCCCCCAUCAGGAAUGGACACCGUGAGUCUAUAUCUGUGGGAAGAUCAUUUGCAGAGGACUUUGAAUCAAAAUAUUCCUUCCAUUCGGUGGAUGAGUUUCCUGCUCCUGAGGACUACAGACCGUUCCAAAAAAUCUACCCCAGCAAAUCAGUCAGAGUGACCCGUGGUGCUCCUCCACUGCCUCCUAUUCCAAGGUGAGAUGACACCACUGGUUUCUGCUGCCUGGACUCUUCACCCCAGCCCACCUCCACUCCUCCCUCCCUCUUUCCUACAGAGUGGGGCUGCUCCCGCAUGUAAACAUUUGUGAACAAAAAGGAGCUGGGAGUUCCCCAGUUACCUGUCUAUGCAUUCCGUAUCCUCGCCUCCGAUACAGCCCUCUCCACACCUUGCACGGGAGUGGGCAUUGUGCGGCUUCAACUCCUGUGUCCAAUCAGGAAACUCAUGACUCCCCCUUCAAUUCUCCCUGUGUCGGACUUAAUGGAUUGUUAUAUUUGCUAAUGCCAUGAUAAACUGAAUAGUUUAUUACCUUGGCAAUGAUUGUUUUGGCGAGGGGGAAUCUCAACAACAUAGGCACUGUACAUGACAACAAUAGUUAUACUAUAGGAAUAUACUACAAUCGAAAGUAAGGAUGCCCAGGAUAGUUAUCAAAGACUAGGUCCUAUCCUCAACACAAUGCACUUUCUUCACACAAGGCCUGGCAGAACUAUUCCCCUCCACUGUGGAUUCAGGAUAACAAAUAUUGUACUCCAGAUAUUAACCUAAAAUGGAUGGAUCUUGGCAGGUGGGAGAAUGAUUAGCCCAUAUUGUAGCCUUCAGCAGCACUAACACUAAUUAAGAAGACUGGAGAAGAUACAAGGAGAGUGAGGAUGGUGCUGGUGUUGGCCGAUUCUGUAGAGUCUGAAGCGUGACAUGUUUUAGUGAUGGUUGUCUUGUAAUAAGGUGAUGGGAAAGAUCUUUUUUUAGGAGGUUAUGCACUUCACUGUCUAUGCAUAUGAUGAGAGGAUGGUUAUUCAUAAGUGGUGUUUUCUUUUUAAGGUCACUGGAAUUCUUGCCCCUUCCUUUGUUUUUAGUACUAUUUGUUAUGCCACACCCCAAAUAUCCUUUUUGUUGUAUUUUUCUAAUAUACAUUCAUGGCCGUGUCUUCCUACACUUAUCACUACAUUUUUAAUCUCAUCAUUGUAUUCAGUAAUAUGACUGUAAGAUUACCCCCGUGCAAGAAAUCAGCAUGAAGAAUGCACUCUGGCUUUCUGUCUGCAUAUGUGUAGAAUAACUUUUACAAUGGAUCAUGUUCUGGGUAUUGGACUUUUCAGUGUGUACAUAACAGCACAUUUGGAACCAGUGUAGAUUCUCUGCAUUGUUAUACAGUGCAAUGUAAACUGAUAUGUACUGUCAUUUGCUGUUGCAGCAUGUUAUUUUCUGUGCAUAUAGACUAUACAAGACUAUACAAAACUAUAGGCUGCAGCAUAUUUAUGACUGCCAACGCUCCCAGUGCUGCUUCUAUUUGUGGGAAUUAAUUUGCCUUAUUUUUAUGGAGAUAACGUCUAGUGCCCUUUAUUGGCAAAAACAGGCUCUGCUACUGAUUAUCUUCUCCAGUGAUCCAAAGCAAUAAUUAGAAUGUUUUAACGCCACCCCCCUUCCCAUCCAGCAGGUAAUGCAGGUAUUACUGCUGUGUACACCAUUGCGUAUUCCACGUAUACACGCAUGUAAGGAAGCAUGGAGGUGCAUUUGAAAAGGAAACAACAGAUUGAUUUUCUCCACGGGUUUAUUUUGUUUUUACUCUUGAAAAGACCCACAAUAUUCUUUCAUGAAUGUGAUUCCAUUUUGUUGGAGUCAGGUCUGUGCAUAUAAAGUGUAGGCCUUGCCAUUAUAAAUCUGGACACAUUAAUUGAUCAAUGUUGUUUUUGUUUAGUUUUAAAAGUAUGUUUAGGGAGCCCUAAAGAGCUAGGCCUGUAAACUGCAAUCAAUGUAUGAACGGUUCCCUCUUUCUUAAACACUACUAAGCCCUUUUUGAAUGGUGAUGGAAGCAAAUGUUUGUUCUGCAGAGUAUCUAUUGGUAUGUGUCUUACUUUGCUAUGAAUCCUAUAGAGUGGUGUUCGUACAUUCCCUGUGAUGCACUGCUCUGUGGAGAACAGAAACGGGGCCCCAAAGCAAUUGCUUCUUUAUUGGUCAAGAAAAGGGUAAACAUUGAAAGUUUGGUACUAUUCUUUUCUAAUGUAUAUUUUACGCUGAAAUAAUCUGAACUUAUAGAUACUGAUGUCUAUUUUGUAUGUUGUAAAAUAGGACUAUGAGAAAAUGGUUGAAAAAUACUAAAAUAUAAAUAUAUCUAUAUAUAAAAUGUAUAA
Messenger RNA from Pseudophryne corroboree (corroboree frog), 3975 nucleotides. RefSeq names its product WAS/WASL interacting protein family member 2 (gene WIPF2). The transcript has 9 exons. NCBI's taxonomy places the organism in Eukaryota, Metazoa, Chordata, Amphibia, Anura, Myobatrachidae. The coding region runs from base 530 to 1831 and encodes 433 amino acids. The record is from RefSeq and is a predicted model, not a curated record. Gene Ontology annotation, molecular function: actin binding.